AUGAAUCGACCUGAUGUUCAUCUAUUAGAUCUACCUAAUGAGAUAUUACUUAUCAUUCUGAAAAAAUUGAACAAUAUUUAUGUUCUUUAUUCAUUAUUGAACAUUGAUAAUGAACGACUGAACAUUCUAGCACCAGAAAAAUCCUUCAGUAACACUCUCGAUUUUCUGUCCAUUGACAAUACUUUUUCAACUAAUCAGCGCAAAAUUGAUCAAUUUUGCAUCGAUAUAUUGCCAAAAAUUCAUCAGAAUGUGAAAUGUUUCAUUCUUGAACCAGUUUCAAUGGAACGUAUUCUUCUUGCCGUCGACUAUCCAAAUCUAACUGAACUCAAACUUUUUAAUUUCAAACGAGAAAUCGCUUUAUCUUAUUUUACAAAUGAAUCAUCUCUUCAACAUAUCUUCCAACAACAAAUUACAAAUCUUAUUCUUAUAAAUAAUGACAAAGAGAAAAUGAUAGGAUCAUUAAGAAAUUAUACUAUAAAUGUGUAUGGACAUAUUUUGAAGUUCUUUAAAAAUUUAACACAUUUGAGUAUUAUUGAAGGAUUCAAUUCGUCAUAUCCAGGCUUGAUACUUGAUGAUUUAUCAUCGAUUACUUUCUUCUCUUCAACUCUUACUCAUUUAUGUAUCAAUACGUACAAUUUAGAUGAUUGUCUUUAUUUACUUGAUGGUCGAUUCAAACAAUUAACUGCAUUAAUUGUUCGAAUACAAUAUAUACACUUUUCAUCAAUUGUUCACAACAUGGUAAGUUUUAACAAAUAA
Molecule: messenger RNA, 756 nt
Organism: Rotaria sp. Silwood2
Lineage: Eukaryota; Metazoa; Rotifera; Eurotatoria; Philodinida; Philodinidae
Source: the annotation of a GenBank genome assembly